This is a messenger RNA of Suillus fuscotomentosus, 650 nucleotides long. Its product is annotated as SDHD, membrane anchor subunit of succinate dehydrogenase. Bases 1 to 504 code for a protein of 167 amino acids. The record is from RefSeq and is a predicted model, not a curated record. NCBI's taxonomy places the organism in Eukaryota, Fungi, Basidiomycota, Agaricomycetes, Boletales, Suillaceae. Gene Ontology annotation, cellular component: mitochondrial envelope; membrane. The transcript is spliced from 5 exons. Gene Ontology annotation, biological process: tricarboxylic acid cycle; mitochondrial electron transport, succinate to ubiquinone. Gene Ontology annotation, molecular function: ubiquinone binding; heme binding.
AUGGCUUCGUCCGUGAUCCUUCGUUCAACGUUGCCCAGAACCUUUACUUCUGCCACUGGACGUAAUUCCCUACGAUUCGCAUUGCAAGUGAGAGCGGCAAGCUCGACUACGCAGUAUGUACCAGGCGGACCUAUCUUGAAGGGCACGGUCAACGACCCUACGGAGUUCCCCCCUCCAUCAAGAACGCAUGGCUCAUAUCACUGGGCAUUCGAGCGUCUUCUUGCUGCCUCCCUCGUGCCCAUGACCGCAGCCGCCUUUGUGACCUCUGGUUCAUCCUACCCCGUCUUCGACGGAUUGCUCGGUCUUAGCUUGGUGAUGCACUCUCACAUUGGGUUUGACUCAAUGGUUGUGGACUAUGUGCACAAACGCAAAUUCCCUGUCCUUGGCCCUAUCCUGACCUGGACACUGAGAUCGGCCACGGUCGGUGUGCUCGUUGGCGUCUAUCAGUUCAACACGAAUGACAUUGGUUUGACGGAGUUGAUUGCGAAGGUCUGGACAGCAUAAGAUCAUGUGGACUCCGCGCUACGACAUACUACCAGAGUGUUUAGAAGACAAUAAAGAAUACAAAAAGACUGAGAAUAGUAAAUACUGCCAAUAUUUAACUGGUGACCAGUUCAAACUACGCAGAUGACGCAAAUUCAAAUCGUCAA